This is a messenger RNA of Parnassius apollo (apollo), 495 nucleotides long. NCBI's taxonomy places the organism in Eukaryota, Metazoa, Arthropoda, Insecta, Lepidoptera, Papilionidae. The record is from the annotation of a GenBank genome assembly.
AUGCUUCGCGUUUCCAGCAUCGACUCUUCUAAUAUGCUCCUCAUUUUCUCUAGUUCGUGGGAGACUAUUCCAUCAUCGUCUGAAUUAACCACAAAUGGAAUAUUGACGGCAGCAUCCACAUAUGCAGUUUACUGCGCAUCUAGUGGCGCCGCAUUUCCAGCCGUAGCAUUUCCAUUCGAUGAGGGAACAGCCUCACGUCGUAGUCGUUCGAGUUCGGCGUCACCAAAUAUGUUGGAGCGCAGGAUGUACCGAACUCGGUCCGCCAGGUUUUGCUCAGUGACGGAUAGAGAUGGCUCCAGCUCUGCAAAAAAAGCGAUGCAUCCUAGCCCGAUACGCCAAACCUCCAACUUAUCCCCCUUUCGCCCUAAAAUACGCCCGCAAUGCGUUAGUAUUCAUUUCGAUUGUCCAUCACAUGUGGCGUACUCCACCAGUGGCGGGUGCCGAUUGCUGGGCCCGCGUAGACCCUGCCGACACCAAGCUAGCUGGUGGGGAUAA